AUGGUCAGUAGUCCUUUACAGCAAAGCAAUUUGGUUUUAAUUUUCUUAUUAUGUUAUCUUGUUGAGUUGUAUUAUGAUAUUUUUUACUAUGCUGAUGACACUGCGAUCCUAGUCAGGCAUACAUCCAUCGAACAUGUCACGAGACUACUUCAAAAGGCCCUUGAUGAACUUGAAGAUUGGUUUCGGCUCUGGCGGAUUGAUGUUAAUCCAGCUAAGAACGUCGCAGUGUUGUUCUCUCGAAGGGGCGCCACACCAGCUGGCGAGCUAACAGUUUUCGGUGAAGAGGUUGAGUGGAAGCCUUCAGCCAAAUAUCUGGGAGUCACCCUUGCUAAAGGACUGCGUUUUAAGCAGGACAUAGAGAUGGCCAGGAACAAAGCCUGUGCCACUAUCAGAUUACUCUAUCCCUUAACAAACAGGAAGAUCCGCCUUAACUCCCAAAGCAAGUUGGCCAUCUAUAAAUCAAUUAUCAUAUCUGGCAUGACUUAUGCGUCUCUUGCUUGGGGCCAUGCAGCGCACACUCACAUGCACAAGCUGCAAGUAAUACAAAACAAGACUUUAAGAACCAUUUUCAAUGCUCCCUGGUACGUCAGGAAUGAGCAACUGCACCGUGAGGCCAACAUACCUUACCUCUCCGAAUACAUGACGAAGACAGCGACGAAGGCUUUUGCCAGAGCUGAGACCCAUACAAAUCCUCUCCUGCAGGAGGCCAUCGAUUAUGACCUGGGUGAUUACCACAUCCACAAAAGGCCAAGAAUGGCCGCUACCUGA
Molecule: messenger RNA, 768 nt
Organism: Nicrophorus vespilloides
Lineage: Eukaryota; Metazoa; Arthropoda; Insecta; Coleoptera; Silphidae
Product: RNA-directed DNA polymerase from mobile element jockey-like
Exons: 1
Coding region: 1-768 (255 amino acids)
Source: RefSeq, a predicted model, not a curated record